GAAGGGGAACUAAACGUUACUGAGGCCCCGAACGCUCGACACAGAGAAAGUUGGUGUGAGGUCAGAACGGAGCGCGCGAAACCGGGGACUGGGCGAGAAACCGGCGCGGAGAGAACGGAAAAGCUGCGCGCGGGCCGCCGGCACCGAUGAGUGCCACACAUUGUGGUUCUGACGAGUUGGACUUCAGGCUCAUAUUCGGGGAGGAGGCGACACAGCCCUUAGGACCGGCAGUUUUGACGAAUUUAUGAAGACAUGUCUGUGUAGACCUAGGCAUGUGUGGUAGAUCUUCAGUCUGAUGACAGUGCAUCAUUUUUUAUCUUCAAUGUAGACCAGCCUUUAUCAGCAGUGAACCAGCCUAUUUCCAUCUCUCAGCAUGGACCUCAACAUCACUGCUCCACGCGCUCUCCUUCUUCCUGCUUCCAAGGUUAUAAACCUUAUGGCACCAAUGAAAUGCAGAAUUUUAAGUACAGUCAGACUGGAGGUCCAAAGCCAUUUGAAUGUCCCAGCAUUCAGAUUACAUCAAUAUCUCCUAACUGCCAGCAAGACGCUGAAACUGCAGAGGAACUCCACAACAAUUGCUCAGAAAGUGAAUACAAUGAAAGACCAUCCCGUGACCACCUCUACCUCCAUCUUGAGCCGUCUUAUAGGGAGCCAUCAUUAAGUCCAAGCCCUGGUAGCAGCAUUUCCUCCAGGAGCUGGUUCUCAGAUGCUUCAUCUUGUGAAUCUAUUUCACACAUCUAUGAUGAUGUGGAUUCAGAGCUCAAUGAGGCUGCGGCACGAUUCACUUUGGGUUCUCCAUUAGCAUCACCUAGCUGUUCUCCCAGAGGGUUUCCAGGGGAUGAAACAUGGCAGUUGGGCUAUGGUGCAUCUCUGUCUCCCAGACAGUCCCCAUGCCACUCUCCCAGAACUAGCAUUACUGAUGAGAAUUGGCUAAGCCCACGACCCACGUCUAGGCCUUCAUCCAGGCCUACCUCUCCUUGUGGCAAGAGACGACACUCCAGUGCAGAUAUCUGCUAUCAAAGCCCUGCUUCCCCUCAUCACUCCCCUACACCAUCUCCCAGUCAUUCACCCAGGAGAAGUGUCACAGAGGAUACCUGGAUUGGUUUGUCAUAUUCUGCUCCUAGUGCUUCUCCAUCCCAGUGCUUCCAGGAGACUGCUGUACCCUUAAAAACGAGAAAAACCUCUGAAGACCAAAGUGCCACAUUGCUAGGAAACGUUGAUGUUUGUGCUGAGGAUCAAGGUAAUUUAUCACCAACCCGUGAGACGCCUACAGAGGAUAAUGCAGGUUCUCCCCAUCUGCUCAAGAAGGACUCGUCUAAUGAUCAGUUUUUGUCUGUUCCUUCACAUUUUACAUGGAAUAAACCAAAGUCUGGACACACUCCUAUAUUUCGGACUUCAUCUCUGCCCCCAUUAGACUGGCCCUUACCCAGCCAUUAUGGGCAGUGUGAACUGAAGGUGGAAGUACAGCCAAAGACCCAUCAUCGAGCACACUAUGAAACCGAAGGUAGUCGUGGAGCUGUGAAAGCUUCUACUGGUGGUCAUCCCGUUGUGAAGCUGGUAGGUUAUACGGAGAAGCCUGUUAACCUGCAGAUGUUUAUUGGAACAGCAGACGACCGUUACUUGAGGCCUCACGCGUUUUACCAGGUGCACAGAAUAACUGGGAAAACCGUAGGUACUGCAAGCCAAGAGAUUAUCCUAGCAAGCACGAAAGUUCUGGAAAUCCCGCUCUUACCAGAAAACAAUAUGUGUGCCAGCAUUGACUGUGCUGGGAUUUUAAAGCUGCGGAAUUCUGAUAUUGAAUUGCGUAAAGGAGAGACGGACAUUGGCAGGAAGAAUACCCGGGUGCGCCUGGUGUUCAGAGUGCACAUACCCCAGGCAAAUGGAAAAGUUCUCUCUAUACAAACUGCUUCCAUACCCAUUGAAUGUUCCCAGCGAUCUGCCCAGGAAUUACCACAGGUGGACAAAUAUAAUCUAAAUAGUUGCUCAGUUAACGGUGGGAUGGAGAUGAUUAUCAUAGGUUCCAAUAUCGCGCCUGAGUCCAAAGUCAUUUUCGUGGAGAAGGGACAAGAUGGUCGGCCGCAGUGGGAAGCCGAAGCAAAAAUUGUAGCUGAAAAGAGACAAGUUAUGAAUGAAGUCGUCGUUGAAAUCCCUCCUUACCACAACAAGUCAAUUGUGUCAGGAGUUCAAGUGCAGUUUUAUCUAUGCAACGGGAAAAGAAAACGUAGCCAGUCCCAGCGUUUUACCUAUACACCAGUUGUACUAAAAAGAGAACAUGCCGAAGAGGAGGAUCUGCCAUCAACAUCUGUAUCCCUGCCCCAUGUAUCAAGUGUUUCUAAUCAACAAUCCUUGCACUCUGAUAGGUCUUCUGCCGAUCAGAGACCUAACCAUGAUAAUCUUAUGUCCGCUUUGGAUCGAAGUCUAGGAUGCCCGGCUCAACCUACAUACCCAUCCCUGGUGAAUCAUGGAGUUCCCCGCCUUACACAAGGUAGGAACUUGAAUGGGAGAGCAGAAUGCCUCCCUCCAGCAUUACAACAGUCGUAUCAUGUAUCAGCUUCAACCACCAGGUCUUCCUAUUCAUCUAUGCAGUCUAAUGUAAUUUACAAUGGACAGUCCAGUCUUCCGUUGAAUUCAGUCCCUGCUCAGGGGUAUGAUGCACUGUCAUUUCAAGAAGCAGGUAUUUCUCACUUGGUCAACCAUGGUCAUCAGUCCUUGGCAAUGAUGCAGUACCAUACAUCAAGAUUAAGUCCUUCCACCUCAUCUCCUGCCAUCCUUGAUCCAUUGGCCCAUGCAGUGCAAUCAUCACAUCUCCAGCAGAUUGGCUACUCUUGUCCAAACACUGGUCAAAGUACCAUUCCAUCACCUUCAACGAGUCCGUCGAUUGGGCAUCUACCACUUCAGCUUUCAUCUGCUUCCUACCACCUGACAAAACCAGGCCCUACCUCUUCCUUUACCAAUUCUAAUACAAAUUCAUUAACACAAUCACCACUGUCUAGUCCAUCUUCUCCUCAAAUGCAGCCUAUCCCAUACGAAUCACCAACAUCAAGUGUAAAGGCUUCAUCACCAUCUCCCACCCCUCUGGUUCAUUCUGGACAACUGCCUUCUCAAACCCACAGCCCUGGACUGGGUAGCCUUCCCCACACUGUCACUCUUGGGCACCAUGCAAUUCAGGACUCCUCACCAUUUCACCAUGAUGGCACUUCUCUGUCUGUUAAACCUGAGCCUGAGGACGGUGAUCUGAACUUCCAGUCAAUUGGCUUGCAGGACAUCACUUUGGAUGAUGUUAAUGAGAUCAUAGGACGUGACAUGUCUCAUGGAGCCGCUAGGAUACAAAGAGAAUGCCAUAAGCCUCUGGAGUCAGAUACCUGAUCAUAAAGAAUGACACAGCUACAAUGAAAAAGUCUAUGGUUGUCCCUAUCUCACCCUAACAUGUCUCUGAAUUUCUGUGCUUCCAGCUUUGUUGCCUUUACGUCUCCUUCUGGAGGCUUUUUACUCUUGAAAAUUCUCCAUAAUGUAAAUCAUGGACACAAGUAGCUGCUUGCAAGUAUUUCACAGUUGCUGUUAAAUUUCUUAAAGAAUUUUAAGCUGCGUUGAAGUUUUUUUUCUCAGCUGUUAGGAAUGUGACAUUUGCAUCCCUAUCAAGGAUUGUGAAUGGUUAAGACUGAAAGUUUGUUUAAAGGCUAUGGACACCUUGCACUUUUUUUUCUUUCUUUGCUUUUUUAAAUACAAAAGUAAGCAAAUUUGUAAGUAGUCUUCUUAAAAAAUGUCCUGCCAUUUGGCCGCAGUGGAGUUUUUGCAUCUCCUUCACCCAGCUGGCCACCUUUUUGAAUUUGACAGAGCACAGUGGCUCCUUUUUUUUUUUUUUUUUUUUUUGGGCUCUUUGUGAUCCCCUCCCUUCUUUCAAUGUUAGAAAUAGCAGCAGGGAGGGGGAGAAUGUUAUACACAGCAGAUCACCGGGGCAGGAGCAGCCAUGUUUUCGAGUAGAACAGCCCACAGGCUGUAGGUAGGAAUAAAAGCACACACAAGUCAGUUUUUGAGGAAGUGGACAGUGGAUCACAUAGGCUAUGUUCAAUAGUAGAGAGAAAUCUGAGCAGCCACUAGAAACUACAGCGGGAGGGAGAUCACACACCCAGCCACAGUGUCUUAAGAGCACAAGGGGAAGAGAUCCCUGUAGAAGUAAGAAAUGCAUAAAGGUAUUAAACUAUGCUAAUACAUGAGAGCUAGUGAAGACCGUUAGCAUCCUGGACACACAGAUCCAGCAUGUAUUACUGGAAGGAAAACAUCCGAAUGAGAAAAGUUUUCAACUAGGAGCAGGCUGCAAACAUCGGGGAGGAUGAAAACAGAUCAAGGAAUGAAGCUUGAAGCCUGAAACUUAGUGCAUUUUUUUUUUUUUUUUUUUUAUUUUUACUCAAGGUAACAUACUACAUACCGUAAGUAUUUUUUUUUAUGUCACAGGUGUCCAUAGUCUUUAAAUUGUCACUGUCAUUGCAUUAAUAUAUAAAUGAAUGCCUCGAGUUCACGCUGAUUUUUUAUUUAUUUAUUUUUUCAUGUGUUUUUUUUUUUUUUUUUCUGUGUGCGCACAGAACGCAAACCUUUCUGCAGGGCAAAGGUUGCCACUAGGGGGAAAAGACUGAACUCUAAACCCAUCUAGAGUUUGACUUUUAUGUCUUGUAUACAAGGAGGGGAACAUCCUUUUCUAACAUUGUCAGUGUAAACUACGGCAUUCAUUUCUAUGCAAAAUAUAGUGAUGUUGACAUUUGAAUAUGAAAAGCUGCAAAUAUAAAAUAUAAAUACAUGUAAAAGGAUUUCAUUCCAUCGUCACACAUGAGAACAAAUUUGUAAAAGCUAUUCAACUGUUCAGAGGAAGUUCCACUUUUGUGCUGCUUCUGUAGAAGUUGGGAUUUGCAGAAUGUGAAAAUGUUUGAAAAUUCAUGUUUUUAUUUACCUUGACAUUUUGUGUUGAUGGAUAUAGUAUCCAGGUGCUUGUCAUUAGGUCCCACAAUUGGAUUAUAUUAUCUGAAUCACCACUGCGAGAGAAAGGAGAGGGGAACACGCUGAUGUAGGGCCCGGCUCAAUGCUUAGUUGGCAUUGAUGACUGUAAAAAUGUGACAAAUUUUACAUUGGUAUUUGAACUAUAGCAUGGAACAGCUAUUUACUGAAUUCCUGUAGAGCUGCACAAAAGCCUAGAAUCAGAGCCAUUCUAGCUGUCGAUUUAUUUUUUAUAUAUUCUAGAAAAUGAACAGAAACUAGCUGUUAAUUGCUAGGGCGGCUAUUUACAAUUUUAAAUUAUAGAUCACUAGUCAUGGGAAUCACAUGAAAUACCGACAGGCUCCCUUGUUAGAAAUGUGUAUAGGGAGGGACCUGUCAAGGGGGCAGCUCCCCAAGAUUGAAAUUUCUCCUAUUCUUGGCCUUUUUUUAAACUUGUUUUUAGCUGUUGGUAACUAGAGAGCCUGUUGGUAUUUCGUGCUGCCUGUGGAGCAGACAGCACAAAUCUCCUGGCAGGUUCCCUUUAUGGGUAGCGAAGAGUUUGAUGAGUUUUUACUGUUGUAUUUAUAUUUUGUUUGCAGCUAUCAAUCUUUUCUUGUGUAAUUGGCCAUAUUGUGUGUAAAGCGCUGUGCCUUCAAAACAAACUGCCGUAAAUUAAGGGUACUUCCGAUGCUAGUCACGAGGUGGUUGCCCAACCUGAGAUGCAGGGACUUUAACACCAGUGCACACAUAUACUAAACAGACCUCCUUGUAGCCCAGCUUAAUAAAUUGUUGAUAUAUGUACCAGGGAUGGCCUAGUAGUACAACAGGAGUUCAGAUUAAUUUAUAAUAUAUGGUGCUCCGCGUCACUGCAAACCCAGACCGGAGAUUGUUGGAGUGAGGGCAGUUUAAUUUUGCAGGAUAUAAAGAGUUUCCGUCACUUUUUUUAGCAGUCUUCUAGCUUGCUUUUAGUGUGUUUACUGUCAAAAUCGGUGGGGGAAGAACUUCUCGUCUCCUCAAUAUGUUAACUCUCUUAAAUGUGUUCCUUUCUGAAAAACUGGGGCAUUUAGGACUUGUAUGCAACUGACUUUGAGGGGAGGAGCUUUUUUUUUUUUUAAUAGUGAGUGUGUGUGGUCUCUCAGGAUUAGAAGCUUGGCAAAUCAGGUAGACCUUUGUUUCAUCUUGAGCAUCAGCAAAGGAAUAUUCAUUUCUGUAUGCAAGUUUCAAUUGUUUGCAAAUCCUAUGGUAAUCAGUCCUGUUUUGUACCAGGGACUAGGAACAUGUCUGCUCCUUUAAACUUGCGUUGUUUGUAGAUGUUUUCUUAUGUGCAAACAUUUUGUUUUUUUUAAAUAUAGCCCCUUAAAGAAUUUGGUAUAACAAGGGUUGCCCUCAGUUUGUUUGUAUUUAAUAAUUUAAAAUGUUCUUACUUUAGGAAAUCUCUAGCAGGAUAAAUAAAAUUGGUCCAUGUAAAUGUUAUGUGUAGAGAGCACAUUAAACACGGGGUAUGGCUGAGUAAAACAAAUACAAUGUAUUUUCUUACAAUUUGAAAAUUGUAGUAAAUGUAUGUGUGUUUAAAUUGCUGCGUUUUCUAAUUAUGAGGCAAGAAAAACUUAUUGAGCUACACAUUUUAAUACUGUAACAAUGUGAAUAUUUUGAACCAAAGUAAAAUUAUCCAAAUAAAAGCAAUUAAACAAAAA
Messenger RNA from Bufo gargarizans (Asiatic toad), 6659 nucleotides. RefSeq names its product nuclear factor of activated T cells 3 (gene NFATC3). The record is from RefSeq and is a predicted model, not a curated record. Gene Ontology annotation, cellular component: transcription regulator complex. The coding region runs from base 451 to 3366 and encodes 971 amino acids. The transcript is spliced from 11 exons. Gene Ontology annotation, biological process: regulation of transcription by RNA polymerase II; calcineurin-NFAT signaling cascade; cytokine production. NCBI's taxonomy places the organism in Eukaryota, Metazoa, Chordata, Amphibia, Anura, Bufonidae. Gene Ontology annotation, molecular function: RNA polymerase II cis-regulatory region sequence-specific DNA binding; transcription factor binding; DNA-binding transcription factor activity, RNA polymerase II-specific.